UACCGCUUGCUGGUUCUUUCUACAGCAGCAUUUGACUUGGUAUCUUGAAAGCUGAGGCUGGACCACAGUUUUUGGAACCGCGCAAUCCUCCGUUCACUUCACACAUAAUUCCCGCAUCUUCUCUUUGAGUGCUUCGACGACAUCUCUAGCACUGGCAUUCAGUGUACUCAGUUGGCCACCAACAUUUCACAGACACGUCAAGAGGGGCCUGACCAUCUCACGUCACUUUUGCCCCCCCGGAUUGUCCUUGAGCACUUUCCUCUAUUCUACUUAUCUUCCUGUUUUGUCUUGAAUGUCCCGAAUGGCGGCCGACAAUAAGAGAAUCCCUACAGUGACGAUUACAUCACAACGAUCUCGCUCGAAUUCACUGAAUUCGACCGCUCCGUCUCUGAAAUCCCCUCGAACUGCCCGCUUCGCGGAAGCGACAUCAGUCAACUCGCCUAUUGAACCCUCAGAAAAGGCGCAGAAUCCGUUCGCUGAUCCGCCCACGAACCACUACCUUCCUCAGCCGCAACCGGCGGACAUCGGCUUCGGUUAUAUGAACAAAAAAGUCGCUGCUCAUACAUCCGUCGAGAUGGAGGAGACCGAUCCACGGUAUCUGGCUCCCACGACGCCAAGAAGUCCUCUGAAGAGCGCCUUGAAGAGCCCUGGUGCGCCUCCUCGGACGGCCCGUGAGAACCCACUGUCUCCAACUUUCCAGGAGGAGCAGAUCCUUGAGAAGCAGGAUGAGUUGACUGAAAAGGAACAAGAGAAAGACUUAAGAAUCAAGUUCCGCGUCCGACUCGCGAAAAUCCUUCUGCGAGGCGUCAACUUCUCAUGCUCGCUCAUAGUCGUCGCGAUGCUUGUUGCUGUCUUCUCGAUAUUCCGUUCGACUCGAAAUAUCGCUAGCCGAAACGGGUUGCCCCCGUGGGCACCGAACACCCCCCUUUGGCCGCAAAUCACCAUCCUCGUCAUUGCCUCCAUUUCGUUGUUCUUGGCCGUAGUUGUGCUUUGGGCCAACUGCCGACAUGGACAUCGGAGAGCCGAAAAAGUCGCGGUGUAUUAUACCACCUUUGCGGUGUUUUUCUUCGUCUUCAGCAUCGUCAUGUGGGGAGUUGGCGCCGCCAUUCUUCAGUCCAGCAAAAACGGCCAGGGCGGCAGUGAUAUGUGGGGUUGGGCUUGUAAGGAUAACAGGAGAAAGGAGCUUUUCCAGGAUGACAUUAACUAUGGGCUGGUCUGCCGUUUGAUGGACUGGGCCUUGGUCUGUGCCAUUAUCGAGAUCGUCGUGGAGCUCUUCAUCAUUCUCAUCUAUGGCUUCGUCUUCUACCGCUUCUGGUCUAAGAGACGACUCCGAAAGUCUAUGGCUCACCGCGACAAGGCGCGGAGCGAUCUGUACCUGGCGCAGUUGCGGUCCCAGUCCGCCCCCAACACCCCUGGAUUUCCGCUCUCUCCCCGCGACGGGGGCUGGCGUGCGCCGGCGGAUCACAACAAGGAGGCGGCCAUGGAAGAGGGCACUGCACAAGAUGGAGUUCAGUACGCUGUUGCGUCGCCCCGCCAAUUUGCCGAACCCAAGCCGUUCGCCCUUCAAGCGCCGCCAUCCAAGAACACCCCGAAGGUCAAGCAAGACGGGUUCUCGCCCGUGUCGCCGAUUGGCAACAGCCCCAGUCCACCACCACCGCCGGGUAGUCCGGGUAUCGCGGAGAGGCACAACGACCACGUUGCUGCUGCUCCAGGGGAGCAGACGUAUGAUGCGGUACCCAUCCCUGGCUCAUAUGCCGCGCCGCUAUCGCCAGGCAUGCCACCACAGCAGCCGCAACAGCAACCCGGGUUGGAUUUUGGAUUCAAGCGGUGACCGAGAGAUUUGGACAUCGAUUGACCUUUGUUUCCGUAAAUAUAUCAGGGUAAUGUUGGGAUGCGUGGGAUUGGAUGAAAACGGGACUUUGGGUGUUGUCGCGACGGAGUAUCACUUCUUACUCUCGCUUGCAUCUUUCCUUGUCAUGGUGAUACCUUGGG
Molecule: messenger RNA, 1992 nt
Organism: Eremomyces bilateralis CBS 781.70
Lineage: Eukaryota; Fungi; Ascomycota; Dothideomycetes; Eremomycetales; Eremomycetaceae
Exons: 3
Coding region: 293-1831 (512 amino acids)
Source: RefSeq, a predicted model, not a curated record